Boleophthalmus pectinirostris (great blue-spotted mudskipper) is the source of this 1114-nucleotide messenger RNA. It is a transcript of the gene fam162a, whose product is annotated as family with sequence similarity 162 member A. The record is from RefSeq and is a predicted model, not a curated record. NCBI's taxonomy places the organism in Eukaryota, Metazoa, Chordata, Actinopteri, Gobiiformes, Gobiidae. Bases 118 to 588 code for a protein of 156 amino acids. The transcript has 5 exons.
CUGUCAUAUAACUGAAGAUCAUUUGGUGGGGAAGGAGCGGAGCUGGUUGACAUUGUAGUUGUCGAAAGUGAACCGACUGACAUGGUAUUUUAGUUUGCUCGAAUUUGUUGAGUCACGAUGAGUUUCUUUACAUCAACAAUCGGAAUCGGAAGAUGGUUAGGUCCAAGAGCAAGAAUAUUAAACAAAAUAUGCAGCAGAAACAUGUGUAACAAACCCCAAGAGGUAAAGGCUGAAUCUGCCCCAGCCCCUCCUGCAGCAGAAGCAGCUCAUGUCUUCAAAAUCCCUGGCCACAGACCCUCUAAUUGGGACAAGAAGAUUUUGCUCUGGGCUGGACGGUUUAAAUCUCCUGAGCAGAUCCCAGAGACUAUAAGUUUUGAGAUGCUUGAUGCUGCAAAAAAUAAAGUCCGAGUGAUGGCCUGCUAUGUGAUGAUAGCUCUCACGUUGGGGUCUUGUUUUGUGACGAUUAUGAUGGGCAAACAGGCUGCAGAAAGACACGAGUCUUUGACAAGUAUGAAUUUGGAGAAAAAAGCCAAAUGGAGAGAAGAAGCACGAAAAGAAAGGGAAGCAUUAGUGGCAAAAACCCAGUGAUGGUUCUUAGACCCAAAGGCUUUAAUGUUUGCACCUCCAGUACUUAGAUUUGAUUUUAAACUAAAUGGCAGUAAUUAGUUAUUUUAACUGUAAUUAAUUGUUCGGUAAGUGAACUGAGAAACUGAUGUAUCGCCUGACUUUUUAUCAAAGGAUGCUCAUUUGAGGAUUUUGGAAGGCAAAUGGCAAAAUACAAAAUGCAAUGAAGUGAGAGAUUUUCAAAGAUGCCAUGAUCCCAGACCCAUGAAAACACAAAACCCAUAUUUCAAAUAAAACCACACGUAGAUUGUUGAUGGAACAGCUUUUAUGCAAAUGACAUAACAGUUGCACAAACUUAAUACAAUUAACAGUAAUGAACAUGAAGGGUGGGUAAUCUCUUAGGAGAUUUAAACAAAAGAAAGGUGAGCAUAGUGGGUGUUGAAAAUAAACAUUCAUUUAUGUUUACCACAGUUAUUUCCUUUGUAAUAUGGCACAAUCAGCAACACAGCUGAUGCUAACACCAAUUUAAUAAAACAAUAUAUAAAUCACA